CCGACCUGAGGCGUCGGGCAUCGGCUUCUCCCCGCGCUGCAGCCCUCCCGAUAUGGAGCCGUCCGCGCGAAGCCGCCGAGAGUGAUCCCCACUCUGCGACCGACCGACUGGCCGCCCCCUCGGCGCACCGCGCUUGCUCCCAUGGAGCUGGACGAGACGCCGCUCGCCCCCCCGAAAACCAUGCUGCUUAUGCUGAGGAAAGUUCGCAAGAGGCGGGAGAUGUUGCUGCAGCAGCUGGGCUUCAUCUGCGCCAUCCUCUUCUUCGCCUGGUGCAUGUCCAGCCUGCUCUCUAGGUUGGGCCAAGAAUCACCGACUGCAGACAGACGCGUUUUGUCAGAAAUAUGGAGGAAUAGAAGGUUGAUGGCAUCUCCUAAUGGGACACAUGAAGAAAAGAACUGUACAGAACCAGCCAUUAAUGAAUUUCCUGAAGAUAUAUUUACAAAUAAAGAACGGCAGCAAGGAGGAGUUCUGCUUCAUAUCAUUGCUGCUCUUUAUAUGUUUUAUGCUUUGGCUAUAGUAUGUGAUGACUUCUUUGUUCCAUCUUUAGAGAAAAUUUGUGAGAAACUACAUUUGAGUGAAGAUGUUGCUGGAGCCACAUUCAUGGCAGCAGGGAGCUCCACUCCAGAACUGUUUGCGUCUGUUAUAGGUGUAUUUAUCACUCACGGAGAUGUAGGAGUAGGGACCAUUGUUGGUUCAGCAGUUUUCAACAUCCUCUGCAUUGUUGGUGUCUGUGGAAUGUUUGCAGGACAGGUGGUUUGUCUCACGAAAUGGGCUGUGUUCCGGGACUCUGUUUACUACACAAUAUCUGUGAUUGUACUUAUACUUUUCAUAUAUGAUGAGAAAAUAGAAUGGUGGGAAAGCCUUGUACUCAUCAUUAUGUAUUCAUUCUACAUACUUAUCAUGAAAUACAACGUGAGGAUGCAAAAUUUCUUCAGCCUUAAAAGCAAGAAUGUUGGAAAUGGUGACACAGUCAACAAUGAGCUCGAAGAUGGUAAUAAAUAUUAUGCCUCUAGUUGUGAUGACCCAUCCAUUCCAUUACUAUGGAAAGUGAAGGGGAUGCAGCAAUAUGGCAAAAACAGUGUUGUGAUGGUGGAUGAGAUCAUCUGUUCCAGUCCCCCCAAAUAUCGGUUCCCUGAAGCUGGAUUACGGAUUAUGAUUACAAAUAAAUUUGGACCACGUACGAGAAUGCGGAUGGCAAGCCGUCUUAUCAUUAAUGAGCGUCAGCGGUUAAUCCAGUCUGCCAAUGGCUCAAACAAACCACUUCAGAAUAGGAGACAUGAGAAUAUUGAAAAUGGGAACAUCCCUGUGGUGAACCAAGAGGAGGAAAAUGAACAGGACAAUCUAUCUCCCUUUUCAUUGCCAGAUGGAAAAAUGAACAAAGUUAAAUGGAUUGUGACAUGGCCGUUGAUAUUUGUGCUCUUUUGCACCAUUCCAAACUGCAGCAAACCACGCUGGGAGAGUUAUUUUAUGUUGACGUUCAUCUUGUCUACUCUCUGGAUCGCCGUGUUCUCAUACUUUAUGGUGUGGAUGGUGACUGUGAUUGGAUACACCCUUGGGAUACCAGAUGUGAUCAUGGGCAUUACUUUCCUAGCUGCAGGAACAAGUGUCCCAGACUGUAUGGCCAGCUUAAUAGUAGCAAGACAAGGCCUUGGUGACAUGGCAGUAUCCAACACAGUAGGGAGCAAUGUCUUUGAUAUUCUGGUUGGACUUGGCGUUCCAUGGGGUUUGCAGACCAUGGCAAUUGAUUGUGGAUCAACGGUUAAGAUAAACAGCAAAGGACUGGUCUAUUCAGUUGCACUUUUGCUAGGAUCAGUGGCACUUACUGUGCUUGGAAUCCAUGUAAAUAAGUGGAAACUUGACAGGAAAUUGGGCAUCUACGUGUUGUUUCUUUAUGCUGUUUUCCUUUGUUUCUCUAUACUGAUAGAGUUUAAUGUCUUCACCUUUGUCAACUUACCUAUGUGCCGAGAAGAACUUUAAACUACAACAAGGAGACAAACUGAAGUUCUUCUGAUUACAUGGGCUGUAAAUGACAGGAGGCAUUUCACCUUUUUACCUUCUUUCCAUCAGUAAUUUGAGUGUCAUUCCUGCUUCAUCAGCUAUCAAGCACUUUUACCUGUCUGGAAGGAAAGCAUAUCUUUCUUUUAACAUGCUAGCUCAAGGCAACCAAAGCGUUUUCCUUCUCUUUGGAUAUUGCUGCUCAGUCAUAAAGCUGUGUGGAUCUUAUGCAGAACUCUAAAAUGAUCCAUUCCUGGGACAUUCUGUUGUGCUUUUCAUUCUCCUUUUGCAGACAAUCAAGCACCAUGGUUAGCAGGCAGACAGGAGAAAAAAACUUUACAAUUCUUUUGGUUUUGACAUUUACUUUCCAUGGAAGGAUAAGAGAUGAAUUUAGAACUUUUCUUGGCUCGGAUAAAAUAUCUCAACUACAGGACUAGAAAGUCCAAGGCACAUAUCAUGGCAUGCACUGUUGAGGACAUCAUUUCCUCCUUCAGGUGCUCUGCUUAUAGAGAAACUGCACUGACAGUUUUGGAUGACAGUGUUGAAUAUUUAACACUCUUUUCAAUGAACAUGAAAAUUUGGCAGAGAAAGAAGAGGAAAUGGUUCUAUGUUGUAUCACUUGUGAUGAUGCACACUAAAAGAAUAUCUGCAUACUGAAGAAGAGCAUUACAUGCACAAAUUCAUACUUGAAAAAUAUGUUUCACCAUUAAUGAGGAAUGCUGUAUAUAUAAAUGUAAAUGAACAUUUGUGGAAUAUUACACCACAAGAAGAACUUUGCAUUGGCCCUUGUGAGUUCAUUGUGUAAGUUUAGAAGAAACUAAACAAAUAAAAUAUAACUGGGUGCUCAGUAGCUAUCAGUGAUUGUUAUCAGCUGAGUGUAAUAUCUGAACAUAAUACGGACUUUCUGUCAGAAAAACCCCACCCUGAUUAUGAUUUAAUUUGAUUGGUGGAAGAAGCUUAUUUCAUCAGUCAAGAAGCUGGUGUAUUCUUCUCCAUUUUACACUUGUUCCCAGAAGCUUAAUGAAGAUGAACAUCUGACACCGCACAGUGCAGAUGAGAAACUCCUACACAAAAGCAAGUCUGUCAAGAGAAUAUGGUCUUUGUUUUGAUUGCAUGCAAAUUUUAAAGCAUGAUAUGCUUUUUAACCCCCAGUAGAAGCCAGGUUUAGAUAUCCUUGCCACCAGCAUAAAUCUGAUCUAAAGAAUGACUCUGGAUAUAAUUGACAGCAAGAUAUGUCCCAGAGUAUUGAAAAUGAUGGGUGACAUUCCCCAUUGUAGCAGUCAUAUGAUUGCAAAUCACUGAGACAGCAUAUUUUAAAUUGCUACUAAACUUUAAAAAUGUUUUAAAGCUGUAUGUGAAUUAUCACAUAAAGUUUCUAAAGAAGCACAGUUAACUUUAUACAUAGAUUUUUAAUUUUGUAAUGUUUAUAAACCAAAACAAAUCUAUCAAUUAACAGUUGAUGCAUUUUUAAAUACAUUAAUAUUUUCCACUUAAGAUUAUGUAUAAAAUCCCAUCAUUGGGUCAAUGAGAACAUAAUAUAAAAUCUUAGCAAAUAAGCACUUUCUCAAAGUUCCUUAUUUUGACAUGUAUAAGAAAUAAUUGUUUAUCAUGCAGAAUACUGUUUAAACCAGGCAAUGUGUUUACAAUUAAGACUAUUUUAAAAUUAUUUUGGUACAAAUUAAAAGAGUGUAUUCUGCUGUUGAUUUUAUUUAUUUUUUUAAAAUGAAUUGGAUCCUUUCAAUGUAAUCCUAAAGGAAAAAAACAACAUAUUUAUUUGCUUUACACUUUGUCACAAAGAUAUUAGUGUCCUUUUAGGGGUUUUCACCUUAGUUAAGUAGUUACGUAGUUAAACUAGUCAGUCUUAAGGAUGACAACAAAUACAGCAUUACUAAAAUGCUUUCUUGAAUAGGCAAGCAUGGCAGUAAACACAUUUGAUCUCAAGUAUGACAGUGACCCCAUUUCCAGGCAUUCAAGACAUAUUUUUGCUGCAGUGUAAAGCUGAGGAGAUGGAAUUCAUGUUCACCUUUGAGUCUUCCUUUGCAGAAAGGCUAUGAAGGUGCAGCAUACUGCUGUGCCACUGCAUCCCUCUCUAUUCUUAUUCUCUUCCCUGCUAUCUUUCAGCAGGACAGUUGCCUGCUGAAAAAUCUGAUGGUGGUUUAGAUAUGAAGCUGAAAGGAGCAAAGAGGCUGAGUAAAUGCUGUUUUCCCAUGUUCUGCUCUUGAGUGGCCUUGGAGAGCUAGCUAUCUCCAAGCAAACAUUUGCUACUCUCUGCACAAUAGUGGCAGCUCAGAUGUCUUUACACAACAGAAGGGUAGUCCCAAAAUUUAGUUUUGAAUGCCUAAUGAUCAGCUGUAUUUACAGUAAUGAUGGCACCGAUGUUUACAGUGCCAGAUCUAGAAAAUUGUACUGUACCUUCCUGUUUCUGAGCCAGGCAACUUUAGAAGACUGUGGGCACCAAUUUGUUCAGGAGGAGCUGAUCCCCAGGCCAAAUACCCAUGAAAUUGUGUUUGCUAAUGCCAUGAAUCCUUUAGACAACAUUUAGAAUUAUUCUGCCUAAGCUGAGUAUCACCUGCUUUAGAAAACCAGUGUAUUCUGUUGUAACAAGAAACAGCCUCAGAAGGUAAUACUGACCUUAAAUCACAUGGCUAUUCCUGUCAUCUACAGCCAUCCCUAAAACAUAGACCCACUUCAAGACAAUUUAUAUUGAGUUCAAAUGCUGCGUUUCAUGAAGUGGUCUCAUGUGCAUCUUCUGCUAUGAGACAGGUAUCAUGCCAUGUUAACAUUAGUUGGAUUUUCCCCUGACACCACUGCCUGACCAGGGAUGUAUUGUUUGCCAAAGAAUUAUUAGAUGUUGUAUAAAGGCCUUGAUGAUACAUAAUUGUAUGAAGUAGUUUAAAGAGUCCCUGUGUAGUCAUUAUCCAUAUGCUAAAAUAAAUAAAGAUGGCAGUUAUAGACCAGCCCAGGCAGAUAAACUGCAUGGCCCAAGAAACAGCUGAUUGACAAAUUGUAUGUCAGAUAAACCCAGUAGUUCAGGAGGCUGUUGCUGAGUAAUAGCAGACUAGUGCCUUUCAUAUCUAUACAAGAAAAAAUUUGCUCAAGAAAAACCACUACAAAUUUUGCUAUUUUCCAGUCAAGAAAAGGAGUGAUUUGUACUUGGCUCUCUGCAAUUAGUACAGUUCUGUGAUGCAGCUGUUCAGAUAGUGUCUGUAAAAUCUGGUAGCCAUUUUGUUGUGCUAACCAUUGCAAAAGUUAGCUGGCUGAGUUUGGAAUGUAUGUCACAAUGUUGUGUAAGUUAAUGUUCAGCUCAAGAGUGAAAAGAAAGCUGCUGGUGGAUGUGAGAGGGAAAACUGUCACUGUGAUCUGGAAAUUGCCAGCAUACUAACACUGAAAAGUAAUACAACUCAGAAAAAGAUAUCCCAUAUCCAGCAAAGCUUAACUUCAGUAGGAUUGAUUCCAUGCUUAAAGCUAAACAUGUAUCUAAGUGCCUUGCUGGAUUGUGCCCUAAGAUGACAGCGGAGCAUGGGUUUCUGGGUUUUCUGUCAUAUCUAAAUCUUUAAAUAUUUCUUAGUUUUGUAGUCUAAAGAUUUUGUUUCUGAAAUGGAAAGAAUCUGUGGACUUCUGCUCUACUGAUACCGCUUUGGAUUUCCACUCUUGUCAAUAAGAGAGCUGGUUCCUUGUCUCAGACUUCAAACUGUGCACCUGCCCAGGUGUAGGAGCAGGAUCAAAACUGAAUUACAGCUAACCAAAGAGAGCCUUAGCAGGUCUCUUCUGGUGCAGUUCCACUGGAGUAGCCCAGUUCCAUGUAGACCCACAAGGGUGCAAUCCUGUCUGUAUUGAGCAAGUGGGAGUGUUUCUGUUCAGUUCAGCAGUGUUCGAUUGCAUGCAUUUUCCAUAACAAAUGUACUGCUUUAUAAAGUAUAGCCUGAGUAAAGAUUUCAGUCUCAGGAUCUACAUGUCUAAAUCUAAAAAGCUACAGUUAUGGCUAUCUUAAUGACUAUUUCAUUAUCUGAGGUUUGCUCUCUGGGCGGAUGUCUAGCCUGGAAGAACACCCUUAGUCUUCCCAACAGGUACGGCAUAGUCAGCUGUCUUUCUCUGGCUCAGUCAUUGGUGUGCCAAAUUUGUUUUAUUUUUAUAUGCUUGCUGCAGCUGUAAGAAACAUAUAAUUAGUUUAUGGUUUAAGAUUAUACUUGUAAACAUUCUGUCAACAUCUAAACAAGUGGAAAAGGUCUUCACCUUAGCAAUUAUAGAGAAGAUCUUAGUCUUUUAUUUCCUUUGUGACUGUGCUUUAAUUACACACACUUGUUUCUAUUACGUGUUUGCUCUAGUUGCACAAAUCCCUCAUGAGUUUUGCUGUGUUCCUUUCUUGGAUUUCUUGCAAUUAUAACACCAUUUAUUUGCACCCUACAGUUAGAUAGUUUUGGUAGAAUGCUUUAAGCUGUGUAAAUACUGCCUGAUUAUUCAUGCCAAGGAAGGAUCAGACCUAACAUAAUAUGAAACAGACACUAAAAUAACACUGAUAGCCAGGUGAAACCAAAGAAUCUUCCUAAUUAAAAUGAAUCACCUUUGAGCAUAAUGUUCUGUCACUACAAGGCUCAUAUCUCUCAGUUAUUUGUGUUUAAGCACUCAGAAAAAAAUCUCUGCAGGUCAUGCAUUUACUGCACAAUUUGCUUUCUAUUUCUUUGAGUCUGAACUCCAGAGUUUUUAUUUUGCUGGGUGGUGAGAUUUAUAUGACGACAGCAUGGUAAAUGACAGCAUUUAGUUCCAGCAGUUCUGUACCAAACCUUUUAUUAUUCCCUUGAACUCUUUUGAAAAGUCUGUAUGCAACUGAUAAAUGUUCUGCUGAAGAGAAAAAUGUUGUUCAACUGACAUGUGCAUUCCAGUUUCCGACCUACCUUGUACAUGUUUAAGAACCUCCUUUUGAAUAACUCAAACAUAUAUUUUUCUCACAUUUUGCCCUGUGUGGGAUCCUGAUAUUUUCUCCCCAAAGAAAGCUGUGAAAUCCUAUAUAUCUGCCCUGAAAUGUGAAGUCCUUCUUCACAGGCUGAGAUGUGUAGUGAUUGUGGUGAUUUAUACCUCAUCUUGUUCUGCUUGCUACUAUACUUCUGACAUACAGUGCACUGUCUGAAAGAAAUUAAUGACUAUGGGAAACCAAUGCCAUUUGGAUAUUUUAUCACAAGAAUUACCAGUUUGAAUUUAAUUCCAUUUAUUUUUCCUUUUUACUUGCACAAAGAAUUUAAGCGAUCAUUGUCAUCUUAUGAACAAAAUGAUCUUUGUAAACUUGAAAAACAAAUAUAGAAGUUGAUUUACAGCAAUAUGGAAUUGUGACAAAAGUCUAAAGGUAUUGGAAUAUAUCAAAAUCAGAGGUAUAAUCUCUAGAAGGACUAACACCAGCUGAGUUCUCCAUUUCAGAGUGUUUUUACAGCAAGAUCAUGGCCUUCAUUCAUAUACUAGUUGUGUUCAAAGAACACUUGUAAAUCUGCUUCCCCAGCAGCAAUUAUAUUUCAAAUGGCUGAAACUCGGCAGCAAAGUUGUGACCAAAUUCUUGCCUUCAUGUUCUUCGGAGUGGUGCCAGUGCUCAUUAUGUCCUUGUAGUUGGCACAAAUUCAUAUCAGUUGAACUGAGAGUAGAAUUUGACUCCCACUGUCUCUUCCAUUGCAAGAAAGUAUUCAAAAUCAUUUAUGAUCACUGAAAUAACUUCAGAACCUUUUAAAAUUCCCUGUGUCUCAUGCUCGCAGGAAUUUGCAGUGCACCCUUAGGAGGUGCAAUACCUCUUUAAAUAUUAGUAAAAGUUUCUAGAACUGCUUACUUUGAAAACAGAAAGGGAUGGGUUUAUAAGCUGUAAAUAACAGAAAUCUAUCAUGUUAUUUAUUUUUUCAAUGACUAGUGACCUUAUGCACUGUGAAUGCUCUGUGAUAUGGGGUCCUUUGUACAGAUAAAUGUGUCAUGAAAUCCCAAUGGAUUUAAUGUGAUAAUUUGUUACAAAAUGUUGGCAUGAUAUUUGAUUAUUUUUGUUGUGAAAAUUUUAAAAAAUAGUUAAUUCAGCAUUUAUAAAAGAUUAUAGCAGUCAGUAUUAUAAUGCACUAUAUAAAAAUAUAUACACUAUCAAUAAAUUAUUUAAACAACUA
Molecule: messenger RNA, 8120 nt
Organism: Melopsittacus undulatus (budgerigar)
Lineage: Eukaryota; Metazoa; Chordata; Aves; Psittaciformes; Psittaculidae
Gene: SLC24A4
Product: solute carrier family 24 member 4
Exons: 17
Coding region: 142-1977 (611 amino acids)
Biological process (GO): intracellular calcium ion homeostasis; calcium ion transmembrane transport; sensory perception of smell
Cellular component (GO): plasma membrane
Molecular function (GO): calcium, potassium:sodium antiporter activity; calcium channel activity
Source: RefSeq, a predicted model, not a curated record